AUGUCUGAGGUGGAGAUUAAUGGUCAUAAUGAGGGGGUGGAUUUGGACCUUACUCUUACAAAGGCCGCGCUCACUUCCUCUUCAACAAAUCUACGAUUGGGACAGUUGAAAUUGAUCGAGGAAAGACUUUCAAAGAAAGAGCUCGAUCCAAAACUUUUCCCCGUUCUUCUUCAACUUCUAUUUUCCACAUAUCCAUAUUACCACGACAGAGAUUCGCGACUUGCUGUCCAGUUGUGCAUACGGCAUAUAUUUGAUUUUGAUUGCGCUUUUGAGUUUCUGUCAAGUUUUUUAAAUGCAUUAGAUGCCGAAACUAAGAAGGGAGGGCUGGCACCAAGCAAUGCGUUUGUUUUGGUCGAAUAUUGUAGUGCGAUCUUACAAGUAACCACUAAUGAAGCCAGAUGGAAGAGCUGGGGCUUAGUCGUCGUGGCUGGUAAUGCGCGGGCACUUGAACUAUGCAUCACAUCGAAACAUAGGCCGUCUGCACUCAAGACUACAUGGCGGGGUUUGCGGAAUGUUUUUCAAAGCGCUAUAUUCGAAACUGCAAUCGGGGACAGUGUGCAGAAAUUGAGUUCCAAAGAAGCUCAGCCCUCCUCCAAGAAUGCUGUGAUGCUAGGUGCAAUCUCAGGAGUAUGCGCCAGGAAACCGCAAGCAAAGGUGGUUCUAGAAAGCAAGAAGUCUUUAAUUUACGGUUAUUAUACGCGCGAGAUCAUAGCCUCUAGGACUCCACUGCCUUCACAUAUUGCCAGUGCUUUGAAAGACUUUUUCUUAGACUUUGCCACCCAGGAAGAUUUCGAGCGAGAAAUUGUACCAUCCCUCGAGAAAGCGCUACUAAGGGCUCCUGAGAUUGUACUAAACGACCUUGUCACACCACUCUUCCAGUCUCUACCUAGCUCAGUAGAUCUCUCAAACGUUCUCCGAUCCAAGCUUUUAAAACCUAUCCUAUCUAAUAUCAAGUCGACCAAUCCCACAAUUCGUCAAGGAGCACUUUCUGCAUUCAGAGCAAUUGUACCCAAAUGUCAUGAUGAAACCUCUAUUGCUCAAGUGUCAGAAGAAAUAUUGACACCAUUAAAAGGGGGUAAAGUAUCUGCAGCAGAUCAGAGGGCCAACUAUGCAGAAAUGCUAGCAAUAUUACCCGUCUCCAAGUCGAAUGCUUCGGCAGCUAUCGGCCUUGCGACAAUUGCGGGAAAGGAAGCCAACGAAGCCGCAUUGUUAGCAGAGACAUUUGCUUUGUUACAUUACUUGAAGAAUAGAGUGCAGAACGAAUCUCCCCUGGAUAAAUCCAUCGUUAACACCUUCACAAAAGGUAUAUCCGAUAAAAAGGUCCCCGCCAAGAAACUAUGGACGAUCCGCCUCGGAGAAUUGCUAUGGGAUACCGAAGAAGCUGAGUUAUCUGAAUCAAAGGCUUUGGCAGAAGAGACUAUCACAGCAUUGGUAGAUAUUUGGCAAGAAGUAACGGCGAAUUCCAUACCUGCAGCUCAGUCUGGCCUUGUCACUGCAGCUUAUGUUCUUGCUGCAAUCUCACAGACAAAAUUAGGUGCUAUUUCGGGUCCAAAGAUUGACGCAGCGCUCAAAAAGGCUCAAGUCUCGCAUCAAUCACUACUCAUGGAGCCCAAGCCAUCAUUCUUACUAAAUCCUCGUAUCUAUAGCAAACUUUCUAGCUACGAUGAUUUCAUGUGGUUUGUUAGAGCCUUGUUUGCCUUUCCGGAUCAGCUUGCUUCUCUGGACCCGGCAUCCCUAUCAGGUAUUGGUUGGUCUCAAGCUGUCAUAUUUUCUAUAUGCUCUCCUAAUGUACAUCAUGAUGUCAGAAGACAUGCUUCUCAUUUACUUUCCCAGCUAUAUGUUCGCUUUCCUGGCAAUAUAUCCAAAAUCAUCACAUCUGGUUUGUGGAGAUGGUUACAAUCUAUUGAGCUUGGAGAAAAAGACAGUGCUCCAAUAUCGGCAAAAACGGAAAAUGAGAAUCUGCACUUAGUAUUGAAAGCUAUCUGUUUGACACCAGCGGAAAUCACACGGCGGGGUGGUUCUGUGGAUCAGAUGGUAGUUAAGGAUCAAAUGAUAUCACUGUUGAUUAUCUGUCGACCAGAACUGCUGCCAAGAGUAAGCUGGAUCGAGCUAUGCCUGAAGGCUGAGGUUGAUCCUGGAAAUCUUGCUAGAGAAAGUGGAGACGCUUUGUUAAAGCAAAUUCUCGAUAUCACAAGCAUUCAAGAUUCUGCCGCAGUACCACGAUCCAAGGCUGUUAAAGAUGCUGCCUAUAAUGCCGCUGCUGAGCUUGCUUUCGUCGCUCCAGAAGUUAUGACAGUACGAAUUGUUGAACUAGUAGAGCAAGACCUAGACGCGACUGAGCUCGCCAAUGUCGGUCCAACGGAGGCGGCAAUCUUCCGCACUCCAGAGGGAACUGCCUUUGUAGACGUGUUAGCAUCUAAAGCUCAAAGUCAUACCCCGAACAAGAACACGAAGGAUUACGAUACUUUAAAAUGGGAGGAAGAUCUCCGAGCCUCAUUAGCGAAGAAAAAGGGUCAGCAGAAGAAGCUCACUCCAGAGGAAACAGCCAAAGUUAAGGCUCAGUUAUCGAAAGAAUCAGAAAUUAGACGCCAGAUUCAAGCUCUAGAGUCAAGAGUUCUUCGUGGAGUUGGAAUCAUCAAAAGUCUUGCAACAGGACCUCCAACAGAAGCUUCUCUGUGGAUGGGACCUGCCGUGAGAGCUUUGGUAAAGGUAAUCAAUGCUGGAGCUGGAUUGAUUACUGGUACAGCUGCUCCAGAUGCUUAUAUCCUUUGUGCCGAAAGAGUUUCUAGUCGUAUAGGUAUACUCCGUUCGUUUAUUGGAUUAGCAACGCUCAGAGCUAUGAAUGUUCCGCAGUUGCCACCGGCCUUAACUCAAGAACCACUUGGAGCUCUUAUCACACGUGUAUUGUACCGCCUAAGAUUCUCUGCAGAACAACGCCCAUUUGAUACAGUCUCUCUCAUCUAUGUUCUCCCUCUCGUCUUCCUAGUACUUCGAGAUGGUGGGUUUGGAGAAAGCGAUGAUGCUGAUGCCCAACUUGUUCUCGCCCUGGAAUUCCUUUCUUUUCAUACUGAUGCCUGUUCCGACGUUUUGGUACCUCGGGACCAAGUUCUCUCCACUCUAAUUUCGUCGAUGCAGACCUACAAUCAGCAUUACAAGGCAAUCAAAGAUUGCUUGACAGAUCUGUGCAGAUGUAUUGCACCAAACAUUACUGAUAAUGAGAUCUCAAUUCUUGCACAAGGAGCCAUUGUUCCACAAGUUGCUGUACGAACCUCGGUAUUACAGUCAAUUAGUUCAGAGAUUGAUAUGAGUGAGCUCGAUUUUUCCAAUGAAAUCUGGUUAGCAUGCCAUGACGAUGUAGACGAGAAUGUUGAGCUUGGGCGAGAAAUCUGGGAGGAAAGUGAGUUCAAAAUAUCUACCGAAUCACCAUUCCGAAUGCUACCAUAUCUGGAAAGCAUGGAUAAGCAACUUCGACGAGCUGCGGCUAGAUCUAUCGCCGAGGCUGUAAAAUUGCAGCCUUCAACGUUCAAGGAUGUGCUUAGCCGUCUGCAAUCCUCUUAUACCGAGUUGGCAAAGCCUCGAGUUCCUCAGCUUGAUGAGUACGGUAUGCCCAGGAAGAUGGAUCUGUCGGAUCCAUGGGAAGCCCGAAAUGGAAUUGCACUUGCAUUCAGAGAAUUAGCCACAGUCUUUGACGAAUCACUCCUUACUCCAUUCCUCAACUUCUUGAUUGAAGGGCCACUUGGCGACAGGAACUCAAUUGUCAGAGAAGAAAUGGUUGAGUCUGCCACAGCUAUAAUAGCUAUUCAUGGAAAGGACAAAGUGGAAGAAUUGAUGAAAACUUUUGAACGCACUCUUGAGACACCGGACAAAGGUUCCGAGUUUUCCGAUAGAGUAAACGAGGCUGUUAUCAUCAUGUAUGGUGCCUUGGCGCAACACUUGAAAGCCGGCGAUGAACGUGUUCCGAAGGUUGUAGACAGGCUUCUAGAGACAUUAAGCACCCCAUCUGAGACGGUACAAUAUGCCGUGGCUGAGUGCUUGCCACCACUCGUUCGUGCAUCCAAGGAGAACACUUUGGACUACAUCCAAUUAGUUCUCGACAGACUGUUCAACUCGAAGAAAUACGCCGGUCGACGUGGCGCAGCAUAUGGUCUUGCAGGUCUUGUCAAUGGAAAGGGAAUCUCCGCUUUACGAGAAUACAGAAUCAUGCUUACACUGAAAGGUGCGAUCGACAAUAAAAAGGACGUCAAUCAUCGAGAAGGAGCUCUAUUGGCUUAUGAACUUCUUUCCAUGAUUCUCGGUCGCAUAUUUGAGCCUUACGUCAUUCAAAUUGUGCCUCAACUGCUCUCGAGCUUCGGCGACUCAAGCGCAGAUGUUCGUGAAGGUUGUUUGGCAGCAGCAAAAGUGUGUUUUGCAAGCUUGAGCUCUUAUGGAGUGAAACAAAUUUUGCCAACACUACUUGAUGGUCUUGAUGACGACCAAUGGCGAAGUAAAAAGGGUGCUUGUGAUCUCCUAGGUGCAAUGGCGUAUCUUGACCCGCAACAACUUGCCCAGAGUCUUCCGGAGAUUAUUCCACCCCUGACGGGUGUAUUGAAUGACAGUCACAAAGAGGUCCGUCUUGCUGCUAAUCGCAGUUUGAAGCGCUUCGGAGAAGUUAUCAAUAACCCUGAGAUCAAGAGCCUUGUCGAUGUCCUUCUCAAGGCUCUCAGUGAUCCUACCAAGUACACGGACAAUGCAUUGGACUCACUCAUUAAGGUGUCUUUCGUUCAUUAUCUUGACGCACCUUCGCUUGCUCUCGUUGUUCGUAUUCUUGAGAGAGGUUUGGGUGAUAGAUCGGCAACCAAACGAAAGUCUGCCCAGGUUAUCGGUAGUCUUGCUCAUUUGACAGAGAGAAAGGAUCUCGUAUCACAUCUCCCGAUUUUAGUUGCUGGUUUGAAGAUUGCAAUUGUUGACCCCGUGCCAACUACUCGUGCAACUGCAUCAAAAGCUCUGGGUUCUCUCAUCGAGAAAUUGGGAGAAGACGCUCUUCCGGAUCUUAUUCCAGGUCUCAUGCAAACACUCAAAUCAGAUACUGGAGCCGGUGACCGACUGGGAUCUGCACAAGCACUCAGUGAAGUUCUUGCUGGAUUGGGUACAAGCCGCCUCGAGGAUACUCUUCCAACAAUUCUUCAAAAUGUUGCUUCAUCCAAACCUUCCGUUCGGGAAGGCUUCAUGUCGCUCUUCAUAUUCUUGCCCGUAUGUUUCGGAAACAGUUUCGCCAAUUACCUUAGUAAGAUUAUUCCACCUAUUCUCUCUGGUCUGGCGGAUGACGUUGAAUCGAUUCGUGACACGUCUUUGAGAGCUGGACGUCUUCUUGUCAAGAAUUUCGCCACGAGAGCUAUUGAUCUUUUGCUUCCAGAAUUGGAGCGAGGUUUGGCAGACGACAAUUACAGAAUUCGUCUCAGUUCCGUCGAGCUGGUUGGUGAUCUGUUGUUCAACCUUACUGGUAUUAGUGCGAAUACAGAACAGGAUGAGGUCGAAGAAGGUGCGCAAGAAGCUGGUGCAUCGUUACUCGAGGUACUUGGUGAGGAGAAGCGCAACAAGGUAUUGUCCUCGUUGUACAUUUGCCGAUGCGAUACUUCUGGCUUGGUGCGAACAGCUGCUGUCAAUGUUUGGAAAGCUCUUGUCGCGAGUCCAAGAACGCUUAAGGAGCUCAUUCCUACGCUCACUCAACUCAUUAUUCGACGAUUGGGAAGCUCCAACAUGGAGCAGAAGGUUAUUGCAGGUAAUGCACUUGGUGAAUUGAUUCGCAAAGCAGGUGAUGGAGUUCUCUCAACUUUAUUGCCCACCUUGGAGGAUGGUUUGCAAAAUUCUACAGAUACAGAUGCUAAGCAAGGAAUAUGUAUUGCACUUCGUGAAUUGAUUUCAUCAGCCUCCCCAGAGGCUUUGGAAGAUCAUGAGAAGACAUUGAUCUCUGUUGUCAGAGUUGCUUUGAUAGACUCGGAUGACGAAGUCCGAGAAGCAGCAGCUGAAGCCUUCGAUUCGCUACAGCAAAUUCUCGGCAAGAAGGCUGUCGACCAGGUCUUGCCAUAUCUCUUAAGCUUACUCCGCACAGAAAGCGAGGCUGAUAAUGCCUUAUCUGCACUCCUGACCUUGUUGACUGAAACGACAAGAUCAAAUAUCAUUCUUCCAAAUCUCAUACCAACGCUUACCACCUCGCCUAUAUCUUCAUUCAAUGCCAGGGCACUUGCCUCGCUUUCAACCGUUGCAGGACCGGCGAUGGCAAGAAGAUUACCUACUAUAUUGAAUUCUUUGAUGGAUAACAUCAUUUCUUCCAAGGAUGAGGAUCUCAAGUCAGAGCUCGAGACAUCCUUUGACACGGUUGUUCAGUCCAUCGACGAGUUCGAUGGCCUCAAUGUGGCUAUGAAUGUUCUUCUUGCAUUAGUGAAGCACGAUGAUCAUCGCAGAAGAGCAAACGUGGACUAUCGCCUUGCCAAGUUCUUUGCCGCAGCUACAGUUGACUACUCUCGUUACAACCAAGAUAUCGUACGCGCUUUACUCGUUUCAUUCGACGAUGGAGACGCGGAAGUUGUCAAGGCCGCCUGGACUGCACUUUCCGAAUUCACCAAACACUUGAGGAAGGAAGAAAUGGAAACACUCAUUUAUUCGACAAGACAGACUUUACAACACGUUGGUGUACCUGGAUCCAACUUACCUGGCUUUGGAUUGCCCAAGGGUAUCAACGCCAUUUUACCUAUCUUCUUACAUGGUCUUAUGAAUGGUACUGCCGAACAACGUACACAAUCUGCCUUAGCUAUAUCCGACAUUGUUGACCGAACAAGUGGGGAUUCUUUGAAGCCAUUUGUUACUCAGAUCACUGGUCCGCUUAUCCGUGUGGUUUCGGAAAAGUCUGUCGACGUUAAAGCUGCCAUUCUUCUAACUUUGAACAAUUUGUUGGAGAAGAUCCCGACGUUCUUGAAACCCUUCCUUCCACAAUUGCAACGUACAUUUGCCAAGUCUUUGGCCGACACAUCGAGCGAAGUUCUUAGAACUCGUGCUGCCAAAGCUUUGGGUACUUUGAUCACCUUGACUCCAAGAAUUGAUCCUUUGAUCGCCGAGCUAGUUACAGGUUCAAGGACUUCGGACUCCGGAGUUAGAAAUGCCAUGCUCAAAGCAUUAUAUGAAGUAAUCAGCAAAGCUGGUGCUAACAUGGGAGAGGCUUCGCGCAGCGCAGUACUCGGGUUGAUCGAUACUGACGCAGAGGAUAAUGAUGUGUCUAUGGCUAUCACUAAUGCCAAGCUUCUCGCAGCAUUGAUCAAAAAUCUAACCCCCGAAAACGCUUCAGGGCUAAUCAAGAAUCGUGUGGUGACAAAUCACUUUACUCCAUCUACAGUUCUCGCGUUAAAUGCUGUCCUUGCCGAAGCACCAUCCGCAUUGACGGAAACUGCCUUUGCUAAUGACUUACCGGAAGUCAUUUGCCAAGGCAUGGCAAGCAAAAAUGACUUCAUAUCAGAAAACUGUAUCCUCGCCGCUGGAAAAUACCUUCUUGCUGAGACCGCCAACCAUGAAUUCGAAACGACAAAACCAAUAUUUGAAUCAUUAGCAAAGUUGAUACAACCAGGAAACACGGCCGAUGCUCGUCGUCUAUCGCUUGUAGUAAUUCGCACAAUCUGUCGCCACCAAACAGACGCAGUUCGACCACAUCUUUCCUUACUCGCCACACCUGUAUUUGCAGGUGUUCGAGAUCCUAUCAUCCCCAUUAAGCUAGCAGCAGAAGCAGCGUUCCUCGCAUUGUUCAAUGUUGUUGAAGAGGAAAGCAAGGUAUUUGAUAAAUAUAUCGCUGCUCAAGAACUGGCACCGAAUCAAAAGAGAAGCAUGCAGGAUUACUUUAAGCGGGUUGCAUUGAGGUUAGGCAACACAGCACGAGAGAGGAGAGAAGCCGAAGGUGGACAGGGUGGACUGGGUCUUUCUAAUGACGAGGUUGAUGAUGAAAAGGAGAUCUCAAGUAUUGGAAAGGUGGAUUUGGGCGAAAAGGCUUUUGAUGCAUAA
Molecule: messenger RNA, 8022 nt
Organism: Botrytis deweyae
Lineage: Eukaryota; Fungi; Ascomycota; Leotiomycetes; Helotiales; Sclerotiniaceae
Exons: 3
Coding region: 1-8022 (2673 amino acids)
Biological process (GO): cellular response to amino acid starvation; regulation of translation
Cellular component (GO): cytosol
Molecular function (GO): protein kinase regulator activity
Source: RefSeq, a predicted model, not a curated record